GCAGACGCCACAACAAUGUCGCCCUUCUCUCUCAUUUUGGGCACCAUAGCCUUCGCCAUCUUCCUCUAUUACCUGCUAAACCUCCGCACCCACGGCCACCGCCUCCGCCUCCCUCCAGGCCCAAAACCAUGGCCCAUAAUCGGGAACUUGCCCCACAUGGGAACUGUGCCUCACCACUCCCUCGCGGCCAUGGCUCGUACCUAUGGGCCGCUCAUGCACCUCCGGCUUGGCUUCGUCGACGUGGUUGUGGCGGCGUCGGCGUCUGUGGCGUCCCAGUUCUUGAAGACCCAUGACGCGAAUUUCUCCAGCCGGCCGCCCAAUUCCGGUGCCAAGCAUAUAGCGUAUAAUUAUCAGGACCUCGUGUUUGCGCCGUACGGCGAGCGGUGGCGCAUGCUUAGGAAGAUCAGCUCCGUUCAUCUCUUCUCUGGCAAUGCCUUGGAUGAGUUCAGACACGUGCGCCAGGAAGAGGUGGCAGUGCUAGCUGGUGCCCUAGUAAAUGCAGGCACGAAGCCAGUGAACUUGGGACAGUUACUCAAUGUGUGUACGGUGAACGCCCUAGGGCGGGUGAUGCUAGGGCGAAGGGUGUUCGGUGACGGAAGUGGCGGCGGCGAUGCAAAGGCGGAUGAGUUCAAAUCAAUGGUGGUGGAGGUGAUGGUGCUGGCCGGAGUGUUCAACAUCGGUGACUUUAUCCCCGCUUUGGAGUGGCUGGACUUACAGGGGGUAGCAGCUAAGAUGAAGAACCUCCACAAUAGGUUCGACGCGUUUUUGACCGGAAUUCUUGAGGACCACAAAAAGAACGGCGGUGGGCAGCACAUGGACCUGCUCAGUACUUUGAUUUCGUUGAAGGAGAAUGCCGACGGUGAGGGAGGGAAGCUCACAGACACAGAGAUCAAAGCUUUGCUUUUGAAUAUGUUCACGGCAGGGACCGACACAUCAUCUAGCACAGUAGAAUGGGCCAUAGCUGAACUCAUUCGGCACCCCAAGAUCUUGGCCCAAGUCCAACAAGAGCUCGACUCAGUUGUGGGCCGAGAGCGGCUUGUAAGCGAAUUGGACCUACCCCAACUGACCUACCUCCAAGCCGUGGUCAAGGAAACCUUCCGGCUCCACCCAUCAACACCGCUCUCUCUGCCACGAAUGGCUGCCGAAAGCUGCGAAAUCAACGGCUACCACAUUCCGAAGGGCUCCACACUCCUAGUAAAUGUGUGGGCCAUUGCGCGUGAUCCAGACCAAUGGUCUGACCCGCUGGAAUUUAAGCCCGAGCGCUUCCUACCAGGCUGUGAAAAGGCAAAUGUGGAUGUUAGGGGAAAUGAUUUUGAAGUCAUACCAUUUGGCGCUGGGCGUAGAAUAUGCGCCGGGAUGAGCUUAGGGUUACGAAUGGUUCAUCUCCUAACAGCAUCCUUGGUCCAUGCAUUUGAUUGGGACCUGGCUAACGGAUUGAUGCCCGAGAAGCUGAACAUGGAUGAAGCAUAUGGGCUCACCUUACAACGAGCCGAGCCCUUGAUGGUGCACCCUCGACUCAGGCUGUCUCCUCAUGUUUAUCAAACUUCGUCUUGAAAGGAUUAUCACCAAAACUCGUUUGUAUGUUUUGAAUGAUGCACUACUUGUGUGGUUAUUUUACUUUAAAUAGUGCCACUAAAGAUGUAUUAUCUUAGUUUUCAAUAAGGAUUUAUAUAAUUUAAGCAAAAAUUACGUGUAAA
Molecule: messenger RNA, 1697 nt
Organism: Corylus avellana
Lineage: Eukaryota; Viridiplantae; Streptophyta; Magnoliopsida; Fagales; Betulaceae
Product: flavonoid 3'-monooxygenase
Molecular function (GO): iron ion binding; monooxygenase activity; oxidoreductase activity, acting on paired donors, with incorporation or reduction of molecular oxygen
Source: RefSeq, a predicted model, not a curated record